Populus trichocarpa (black cottonwood) is the source of this 583-nucleotide messenger RNA. RefSeq names its product guanine nucleotide-binding protein subunit gamma 2. The record is from RefSeq and is a predicted model, not a curated record. Gene Ontology annotation, biological process: G protein-coupled receptor signaling pathway. NCBI's taxonomy places the organism in Eukaryota, Viridiplantae, Streptophyta, Magnoliopsida, Malpighiales, Salicaceae. The transcript has 4 exons. Bases 150 to 491 code for a protein of 113 amino acids.
AGUUUUUUCUAUAUACUUGGUCCACUCUCCUUUAAUCAUGUCUGCCUACUACUUGCUCCACUUCUCUCCUCUCUUGGUUUCUCCUCUCGUUCCCUGUUUUCCAGAAACACCUGGCUGUCUUGGUAACCGUGGAAUCAGAUUCAAUAGAAAUGGACGAGCGACAACCAGUGUCAUCGCUUGAAGAACCAAAAAGGGACGAGUCAGUGGCAGCAGAAACACCAAGUUUUCUUCCAAGAACAGGGCCCAACAGUUUCCUCAGUAAGCAUAGAAUGGCAGCUGCAAUCACCCAACUUCAGAGUCAAAUCAGUUCCAUACAGGAGGAGCUGGACCAACUUGAUACAUUCGGUGAAUCAUCGAUUGUUUGCAAAGAACUCGUAUCAGGUGUUGAAUCAAUUCCUGACCCGCUACUUCCGUCGACUCAGGGUCCGGUAAACGCUAGCUGGGAUCGGUGGUUCAAAGGAAACCAGAACUCGCGAAGACGGUGGAUCUAAAUAGUUUUCUAUCCAUCAUGAGUGUUAAUUACCACGCCCAUCAUUUCUAAUGUGUACUAAAUAAUGAUGUUUAAUGCAUAAAAGUUUAACAA